UAUGUACUGUCAGUGUUUCAUUGAUCUUGUUGUUAAGUUGCAUUCAUCAAAAGUUAAAGAAAGAGUUCAACUUCAAAGACUUUGUUAUAAUCUCAACCACAUUUGAUAGAGGCAAAAGAUGGAGACGACGCUGUUUAAUGACGGUGAAGAAGACCCUUGGCUUGCUCCAGACAAAUUCUACCAUGUAAUAUUCUGCUUCACCAUCUCUCUCCUCUUCUCAACUCUCGCUUCUCUCUCCCGCUACUCCUUCCUGCGGCGUCACUCCAUCUGGAUCGGAUCUGCGUUCUCACUCGCCGCCGGUGCGGCUAAAGAAGCUGCCGAUCAGUUCGGUAUCUUCCCUUCCGCAGGUGCCUCCGCGAGAGACGCCGUCGCGGACUCCGUUGGAGUGGUCAUCGCUGCUUUGCUUCUCUUCAUUUGGAAAUCUCGAAGAUCACGUCCGGAUCCGGGUCAAACCCGACCCAUCCUGCCCAUUUGAAUGUACUGUAAUAAAGAGGAUUAGAUGAGAUUUGAAUUUUUGAGUUUAAAGUUGAGAAAACGAUGUUUACUUUCACUGAAUUCAAGAUAAAAUCUCUUUGUUCAUCCUCGAGAUUAUCGACAAGCACAGAACUGCUCAAACUGUUAUCGGUUCUGGUGAACAAUCACCGGUUCCGGUUC
Molecule: messenger RNA, 654 nt
Organism: Brassica oleracea var. oleracea
Lineage: Eukaryota; Viridiplantae; Streptophyta; Magnoliopsida; Brassicales; Brassicaceae
Exons: 2
Coding region: 119-475 (118 amino acids)
Source: RefSeq, a predicted model, not a curated record